CAAUCAGCUUUCUCGUUCACGCCAAAGGCUUGUGCAACGUAGUAGUGUGUAAAAUGGCGUCGGCGGAGCCGGAAAUCUCUUCAAAUUCCCCAAAUUCUGAAGAAGAAAAGCAAGAAGGGUCUGGUCAGGAGGUUGUGAGUCCCGAAGAAUACAUUAAGCAUCCACUGCAGAACAGAUGGGCUCUUUGGUUUUUUAAAAAUGACAAAAGCAAAACUUGGCAAGCCAACCUACGUCUCAUCUCCAAAUUUGACACAGUUGAGGAUUUCUGGGCUCUCUAUAAUCACAUUCAGCUAUCAAGCAACUUGAUGUCUGGCUGUGACUACUGCCUCUUCAAGGACGGCAUUGAACCCAUGUGGGAGGAUGAGAGGAACAAACGAGGAGGGCGCUGGCUCAUCACCCUGUCGAAGCAGCAGCGCAGGGUUGAUCUGGACCGCUUCUGGCUGGAGACGCUCCUUUGUCUGGUCGGUGAGGCCUUUGACGAUCACAGUGAUGACGUGUGUGGUGCUGUGGUCAACGUCAGAGCAAAAGGAGACAAAAUAUCAAUAUGGACGACCAACUAUGAAAACAAAGAGGCUGUGACACAUAUAGGGCGAGUGUACAAGGAGAGACUUGGAGUGCCACAGAAAAUGAUCAUCGGCUACCAGUCCCACGCUGACACGGCUACGAAAAGUGGCUCUACCACCAAGAACAAGUUUGUCGUUUGAGAGGCCUCAGAAAACAUUUCAAGGAUUUGCACCCGUUUCAUUUUUACGUUCAGUUUUUUUGUCAUUCGUUGCGCUUUCCACUAUGACUGCGUCAAGCAAUCCGCAUCUCAGUUUAUACCAAAGUUACCGCCAAGAAUGUGUGUUGUAUACAGUGUGGCAUUAGACAGGCCUCCGUUCCCGUUGCUCUGCGGUAUCCCCUUUCCUCCAGCGCAGAGGGGCAAACCUUUAUCCCACACACACUCAAUUUGCAUUUCAUGACUUGUGCAACCAAACUUGUGUCAAAUUCAAAUGAAAUGUUGGUGCAACAGUAUUCAGUUUAAGAACCAUGUUCUUUUUUUGAUGUUUAUUCAUUUAGUGCCAGAUGACAAUUGUUUGUUCUGAAGCUUUUCUAAUUAGUUUGGUCUUUUUUUUUUAUGGUAUACAGCAGAGCUCUUCUGGUGUAAUCCCUGAUGUUUCACGCUCUAAUUUAUUUUAUUUUGAUUUGCCCACACUGUUGAAAUAUCCUUAAUUUUCAUAGCUACAAAAGCUAAUAGGAUAUUUUUCUUUGUUUUUGUUUGUGUAUUUUAUGGGGGCUUGGAGUUUGUAGGGGUAGUCAGUGUCAUUUUUCUUUUUCCUCAAGUAAUACUUUGGUUACAAUUAAAACGAUUAAAUCAUUAGUUUUGCUUUUCAGCAUAAAGUGUUUAAACAGUUUAUUUUUUAUGUAAUGUUUUGUUACAUUCCCUGCUUGACAUGAGGAGAUGUAUCCACAAAACCUUUUGUUUUGUGCUCUUCUGUUAUGAGGUGUAUUCAAUAGAUCCAGCUUUACUUUCAUGAAAUGACUUGUUGCAGUCCUUCUCAAUAAUUCAGCAUAUUGUAAAAAAGACUGUAAAUAAACGUGUACAGUGAAUUGUCCUUAUUGUGUAGUCCAGCAUCUUAUUUCUCAAAGUAAUCACAUACAUACAAAUGUAUGAUAGUCAUAUCUUUGUUUUCAUCAAAGGGGUACUGCAGGAGCACAUAGCAUAGUAUUCACAGCUGUCAUCUUUCGAAGGCCCCAAAUUACAAUUCUUUCUGUU
This is a messenger RNA of Scleropages formosus (Asian bonytongue), 1756 nucleotides long. Its product is annotated as eukaryotic translation initiation factor 4E-1A. Gene Ontology annotation, biological process: translational initiation. The transcript is spliced from 7 exons. The record is from RefSeq and is a predicted model, not a curated record. Gene Ontology annotation, cellular component: eukaryotic translation initiation factor 4F complex; cytoplasm. Gene Ontology annotation, molecular function: translation initiation factor activity; RNA 7-methylguanosine cap binding. NCBI's taxonomy places the organism in Eukaryota, Metazoa, Chordata, Actinopteri, Osteoglossiformes, Osteoglossidae. Bases 54 to 704 code for a protein of 216 amino acids.